AUGAUUGUAAACCUGGCUGCGCUUCUUGCUGCCUGCCUUUGCGCCGUCUCGGCCACCGACGACGGCUCGGGCUUUGGCUCUGCCAUCGACUGGCUGGCCACCUACGAUGAGGCGCUCGACAUUGCCCGUGACGACAACAAGCCGGUCAUGCUCAUCAUCCACAAGUCGUACUGUGGCGCGUGCAAGAACCUCAAGGCGCUCUUCCGCAAGGAGGCCGAGGACGCAGCGAGUGCCGGUGGUGCCGAGCCGGGAUCGGUGACUGCGCUGGCCGAGUCGUUCGCUAUGCUCAACCUUGGCGAUGACGAUGAGCCGCAGGACGAGAUCUUCCGCCCGGACGGAGGCUACAUCCCGCGCGUGCUCUUUGUCACUCCCUCCGGCACUGUCCUCUCCCAGGUCAUCAACGAGGGCGGGAACCCCAAGUACAAGUACUACUACCCGACUAUGGACCAGCUCGCCGCCUCGAUGGCCAAGGUCCUCGACAUGGAUCUUGAUCAGGCCGAGAUCGAGGCCAAGGAGAAGCUUGAGCUGUAGUCAGCCACCGACAGCACUUUGCUAGUUUCGUAAGGUAAAGACGUUACGCAUCGCCA
Thecamonas trahens ATCC 50062 is the source of this 587-nucleotide messenger RNA. RefSeq lists its product as uncharacterized. Lineage: Eukaryota; Apusomonadida; Apusomonadidae. Gene Ontology annotation, cellular component: endoplasmic reticulum. The record is from RefSeq and is a predicted model, not a curated record. The coding region runs from base 1 to 531 and encodes 176 amino acids. The transcript has 3 exons.